Messenger RNA from Brassica rapa (field mustard), 1790 nucleotides. RefSeq lists its product as uncharacterized. Lineage: Eukaryota; Viridiplantae; Streptophyta; Magnoliopsida; Brassicales; Brassicaceae. The record is from RefSeq and is a predicted model, not a curated record.
AUGAGUUUCAUAGGAAUUGAUACCCCGAAAGGUCACACUUCGCCACCUAAAACCUAUCUUCUUUUGGGUUGUAGAGACGACAACCACCCUCUUGCCGCAACGGUUGCUUGGAACACAAGUACCAGUUCGAACACAUUGCAAGAUCCUAAACAUAUAAACGUCGGAUUAAAAUACAUUCUCAAUGGGGUGGAUUGUACCAGUAAGAUUCUCGCGGCCAAACUCUGCAAUGCUGCAGAUGUAAUCAGGGCAAUGACGGAAAAUGGACAGAACAUUGCCAAUGGAGUGGUUUGUAGAAACAUGACGCUAAACACAAUGCCAAUGGAUGAGAAUCUGUUGAAAAUCGUCAGAAAGUAUGAAGAAAGGAUCAUGUUGAAGGAGUCUGAUCUUCUACCAAGGAUCUCCAAGAAGAAAACAAGAAGACGUGGUGCCUUGUUGAAAAAUGUGAACACAGAUAAGCAUUUGGUUUGUUCUAUGGACUGGCAAGGUCCACCACCAUGGGAUUCAUCUUUAGGAGGUGAUGGCUGUCCUAAAUUUCUCUUGGAUGUGAUGGUUAAAGGUUUAGCGAAACAUGUGCGUUGUGUGGGGAUUGAUGCUGCAGUUCCACCCUCAAAGAAGCCAGAUUCAAGGACUUUCCCCUAAGCUAGUAUUAAUAAAUUUUGAUGGCAUGGGGUUGAUCACAAUAUCUUUCUGAGUUAAUUAACUCCGUUGUUGAUUUGUUGACACAGGGAGUUGCUUGAUCAAGCAUUGAAAGAAAACAUAGUUCUAUUGACAAGAGAUACUAAAUUGUUGAGACACCAAGAUUUGGCUAAGCAUCAAAUAUAUAGAGUCAAGAGGCUUCUUAAAUGAGCAGAUUCUUGAGGAACAACAAUGUUAAUUCUUCUGAACUGUGAUGCGGCAUGUUUUGAUUGUCUGGAUUUAUUUAUUAAAAAGGAGGCUGACCUGCAAGUUUUUCCUUAGAGAGUAGGAUCUUUCUUAAGACAUCUAAUUAUGAAAUAGCUACAAAUAACUAGUUGAUCUUUAUCCACUACCACCUUGCUUCCUUGCUUGAUAAUUUAUUUCAUGGGCAUUCUUGGAUUCAUACUUGGCCAAUAGAGUCUCCUGCAUUCAUUGUGGAACCAGUUUUCUUAUAUUCAGUGGAAUAGUUGUGGAUAUAAUCUGAGAGUUACCACUGAAACAAUUAAGCUGAACAGGUGAUAGAGACUUUCCAGCUAAAGAUCAGCGAGAAUCAAUUGAUGUCAAGAUGCACGAAAUGCAAUGGGAGAUUUAUUCAGAAACCGCUGACCAUUGAAGAAGCUAUUGAAGCAGCAAAGGGUUUCCAAAGAAUAUCAAACUGCUUAGUUAACAAAAAAAUGGAGUUUUGGCAGUGCAUGAACUGCCAUCAGCUCUACUGGGAGGUAAAGUUCCAAUCUCUUACCGUCUUGCCAUGUCAACGUAGUCUUCUACAUCCAUUUAUUGAUGUUAUAUAUCAUUUGCCCAUGAAUAUUUAUCAAAAUCAGAAAUUUAACUACGAGUUCAAGAAGAUACAUAAACUGUUGAGGAGAUGCUUAAUGUUUGUUGUAUGGUUGCAGGGAACUCAGUAUCAUAACGCAGUCCAGAAGUUCAUGGAUGUAUGCAAGUUGAGUGAAUGAUUCAUGUUUUUUUUUUUCUUUUUUUUGCUGAAGAGUUUCAUUUUACUUUCUCUUGGCCUUGGUUCCCUCGUCAUGUCUGAGCAAACAAGAUGUGUUUUGUAAUAAUAUUUUUUUUGGUUUAGAAAAGAAAAACUUUUAACAAGGAAACAGGAAAUGAAAGUA